AUGUCGAUGGGUGCACUUUAUUUCGCAACGCUUUCUGUCCUACUCAUUUGCAUCACUGUUUCUUCGUAUGCUCAGGCACCUUCAAGCUGCAGCUCUACUUUGACUCCCACGAAUUCUAUCAAGCCAUCAAUUGUACAAGGCUACAAAGUUGACCUCGUUGCUACAGGACUGAGUAAACCGCGCUCACUGCAAUUUGACAAGGCUGGAAAUCUCCUGGUUCUCGAACAGAAUCGAGGCGUCUCUAGCCUUCAGCUGCAAGACGAUGGCGGUACAUGUGUUCGCGUGAAGAGCAAGAAGACUAUCAUUGAAAGCCACGGGCUCAACCACGGCCUUGCCCUUUCGCAAGAUGGCAUGACACUCUACGGCUCUGACCAGGAAGCUGUUUAUUCCUGGGACUAUGACCCUGAACAAGCCAGUGUUAGCCCGGAUAACAAGACUUUGAUCAAUGGUAUGACGGGGAGCGAUCACACCACUCGAACGCUCCUUAUACCAGAAAGGGUUUCCGGAAUGCUGCUUGUCAGCCGCGGAAGCGCCUCAAAUAUUGAUAUUGAUGCAGAAUCCCUUGACUCAGGCAUCAGCCAAAUUCGAGCCUUCAAUCUUAGGAAUAUGACAUCGAUGCCAUAUGAUUAUGCAAGAGAUGGGCUUCGACUUGGCUGGGGAUUGCGCAAUUCGGUUGGCGUAGUGGAACAUCCAGAUACGGGCGGCAUCUAUUCGGUCGAAAACUCAGUGGAUGAAAUCACGCGGGAUGGCAAGGAUAUCCAUGAAGAUAAUCCUGGCGAAGAGAUGAACUUCCACGGCUAUCUCAACGGGACCGAAUAUACUCCUCAGGGAACUAAUUACGGCUAUCCGUAUUGCUUUGCAGCAUGGGGAGUGGAUGACAUCCCAAAUAAUGGAAACUUGUCUGUUGGUAGCAACUUCGCGAUCGGACAGCAAAACAAUACUAUCAACGAUAGUUACUGCGCCGAACAGACACCGCCAAGACUUUCCUUUCAAGCGCAUAUGGCGCCACUGGACAUCAAAUUCAACAACUCGGCGUCAGAGGCAUGGGUCACUUUCCAUGGUAGUUGGGACCGAACGGAGCCGUCGGGUUAUAAGCUCUCGGUCAUACCAUUUGCAAAUGGAGAACCCGUAGCCCGGCCUGACAAUAAUACUUCAUACACGGAUAUUCUCACAAACGAACAGAACAGCGCAUGCCCAGAUCAUUGCUUUCGGCCGGUGGGAAUCGCCAUUUCCCAGGAUGGUAGAUUAUUCAUGAGUUCGGACGCCAGUGGUGAGAUAUAUGUAAUUGCCAGAGAACAAGGUGCAGCUAGCACACGACAAGGCAGCAGUGGAGCACCAACUGGGAAAACAUCUGAUGGAGGGAGAAACUUGGUCACGAGUAAAUACGCGAUCACGUUUGCUACAUUCGCAAUUUUCUUCCUUGCCUGA
This is a messenger RNA of Bacidia gigantensis, 1428 nucleotides long. RefSeq lists its product as uncharacterized. The coding region runs from base 1 to 1428 and encodes 475 amino acids. Lineage: Eukaryota; Fungi; Ascomycota; Lecanoromycetes; Lecanorales; Ramalinaceae. The record is from RefSeq and is a predicted model, not a curated record. The transcript has 2 exons.